ACAUCUGGCUAAUUCAGUAACUUUGUAAACCUACACCACUAUAUUCUGUUCUGCUCAAUGCUUGUGCUCCAUUAUGAGGGGCUAGUGGAAUACCCUAAGAUAUGCUGCCCUGUAGGUUUCACCGCCACAAGGACAAACAGUUAGAGACCCAGUUAGGGAAAUGUCUACGAGAAAAAGAGACCAUCUGUGAUAUGCGGGACAGGUUCAUUCAAGUGAGAAGAAAACAUCUGCAGGUUCCUGUAUUCAGCCUGAAAUAUAUGGUGAAACAACUAGAGAAUGGGGAGGUCAACAUUGUAGAACUAAAAAAAAACUUGGAGUACACAGCUUCACUGUUGGAGGCAGUAUAUAUUGAUGAGACAAGACAAAUUCUAGACACAGAAGAUGAACUGCCAGAAAUCCGUUCAGAUGCUGUACCCUCAGAGGUUCGGGACUGGUUGGCCUCCACUUUCACACAACAGACGCGGUCAAGUGGUCGACGAUCCGAGGAGAAGCCCAGAUUCCGCAGCAUUGUUCAUGCCGUGCAGGCUGGGAUCUUUGUGGAAAGAAUGUUUAGAAGAACGUACACAGCAGUUGGACCAAAUUACUCAGCAGUUGUUGUCAACAGCUUAAAGCACCUGGAUCUCUGGGACUUUGAUGUGUUUGUGCUCAACAGAGUGAGUGAGGACCAUGCUUUGAAAACAAUUGUGUUUGAACUUCUAACCAGGCACAAUCUGAACAGUCGAUUCAAGAUUCCUGUUGCGUUUCUGAUGAGUUUUCUGGAUUCUCUAGAGGCUGGUUAUGGAAAAUACAAGAAUCCUUAUCAUAACCAGAUUCAUGCAGCGGAUGUUACACAGACUGUACAUUGCUUUCUCCUGAGGACGGGCAUGGUGCACUGCUUGAAUGAAAUUGAGAUUCUGGCUAUCAUAUUCGCUGCUGCAAUUCAUGACUUUGAACAUACAGGAACAACAAACAGCUUCCAUAUCCAGACUAAGUCAGAUUGCGCCAUUUUAUACAAUGACCGAUCAGUGCUGGAGAACCACCAUGUCAGUGCAGUUUACCGGAUCAUGCAGGAUGAUGAAAUGAAUAUUUUUGUUAACCUCACCAAGGAUGAGUUCACGGAAUUAAGAUCUCUUGUCAUUGAGAUGGUUCUAGCCACUGACAUGUCUUGUCACUUUCAACAAGUCAAAACUAUGAAAACUUCCUUGCAACAACUGGAGACCAGCAUUGACAAAUCAAAGGCUCUGUCGCUACUGCUCCAUGCAGCUGAUAUUAGCCAUCCCACUAAGCAAUGGAAGGUGCAUGCCCGCUGGACAAAAGCUCUGAUGGAGGAAUUUUUUAGACAGGGAGAUAAAGAGGCUGAAAUGGGACUGCCCUUCUCUCCACUAUGUGAUCGCAAAGCCACGUUGGUAGCUCAAUCCCAAAUUGGUUUCAUUGAAUUUAUUGUGGACCCAACAUUUUCAGUGCUGACAGAUGUCGCCGAAAAAAUUGUUCUUCCAUUAGUAGAGGAGGGGAGCAAGUCCAAACCAGCUGCUCCAGUCAACCAGUCAAGCUCUCAGUGGCGGCAGCCUUCAUUAGAUGAGCAGUCGGAACUAGGAGACAUUAAUGCCGACCUGAACAGCUUCCGAACAACAUGGACAAAGUAUAUCCAGGAAAACAAGCAGAAGUGGAAGGAAAGAGCUGCUAGCGGAAUAACAAACCAAACUUCUGUGGAUGAACUUUCCCCCUGCAAGGAAGUGCACAGCACAGAAGAAAAUGGAAACCUAGACUAGUGUACAGUUUCCAUCGGAGACCAGACACUGCUCCGGCUCAGAUUGAGGUCUUUGAUUUCACUUCAGAUCCCCUCCCUGCAGUACAGAAGAACUGGGAUACAGGGAGUAAACCAAUUGGAUCUGACUGAAGCCGCAGGUCACUUGGCACGCACAGAAAGCGGGACAUUCAGGGAACUACACUACCCUCAGAAUCCCUCCAUCUGUGACACUGUGUGGACUGACUCAAAGAACACAGUACAGCUCUUCUCUGACCAUCUGUUCCAGCUGACUCUGCUCUGUGGGUCUGUCUCUCAUUCUCUGGAUCAUUCAGAUAAUUGAACUGCCUCUGCUCUAUGAAGAAUGAAACAGAACUGUCUUAUUCUUUUGUGAGUUUGUUAGUUUAUUAGGACUCUCUUUUUUGAAGUACGCAAGCUCAACAGUGUACAGUCAUUUACAGUUUAUCUAUUCCCUUUAAAAAAAUACUCCACUGCUCUGCAUGACUCUCUGGCAGUGAAAGGGUAGCAAAAUGUUUGUUAUUUUACCCAGAAUGAUGCAAAAAAACAAAAACAAACUCAUAUAUGCACAGUAAAAAGUACAAGAAACGUGGAAUUAUGGCUUAUAUUGUAUAUUCUCAUACCAACAACGUAACCUAAUGACAUGGCAAUGGAAGGAGUUAAGUCUAAAUUUAACCUACCACCCAAUUCAAAUCAAAAGAGAAAGAUUACAUAUUAUUUUCGGGUUACAAAACAACACAGGGACCAAGCAAAUAGGUAACAUACUGCUUUUCCAUUUAAAGAUCUUACCUUUAACCCAAGUAACAGAUUAUUAACGAAACAUGGGCCUUUGAAUUAACCCUUCCACUCCUGUGUAAAUAAGUUAGUAUAAAAAGUGGACCAAAGCAUGUUAGUUUAUUUAGCUUAACACUUAGUAUGUCACCCAUUUGAUGGUUCCAAAUCAAGCUUUGCAAAAUAUCUGCUAACAUAUAUUGUACAAGACUCUUCCUUAUUUGUCAGACAUUGCUGCUUAUAUUGUUCAUCUUAAAAAGCUUCAUAACUUUGCAUAAUGUGUUUCUUCCCAAGGAACUUACUGGGCGCUACAAUUGAAGCCCUGUCCUAAGUAAUGCCCUGCCUAACCAUUAAGUAUGCAGAGCAUUGCUUAGGUUUGUACCUACUACUUGUGCCUGCAGACUAUUUUAUUAAACUCAUCUAUAUUUACAGACCUGCAGAGCAUUUCAUAAUCCUUUGCCAUGCGUGAAUUCAUAAAAGUUGAGGUUUCUUGUCUAUUUGUCUUGUCUGUUUCAUAGGGUUUUAAAGUUGUGUUUUGGUGCCUUGUUUUGAAGUGUGUUGUAAAAUAUUAUAUUCUCAAUUA
Molecule: messenger RNA, 3095 nt
Organism: Bombina bombina (fire-bellied toad)
Lineage: Eukaryota; Metazoa; Chordata; Amphibia; Anura; Bombinatoridae
Gene: PDE1B
Product: phosphodiesterase 1B
Exons: 15
Coding region: 102-1748 (548 amino acids)
Biological process (GO): signal transduction
Molecular function (GO): 3',5'-cyclic-nucleotide phosphodiesterase activity
Source: RefSeq, a predicted model, not a curated record